Messenger RNA from Daphnia carinata, 3673 nucleotides. Its product is annotated as ecdysone-induced protein 78C-like. Gene Ontology annotation, biological process: regulation of DNA-templated transcription. The transcript is spliced from 9 exons. Lineage: Eukaryota; Metazoa; Arthropoda; Branchiopoda; Diplostraca; Daphniidae. Gene Ontology annotation, molecular function: sequence-specific DNA binding; nuclear receptor activity; zinc ion binding. The coding region runs from base 908 to 2809 and encodes 633 amino acids. The record is from RefSeq and is a predicted model, not a curated record.
UCCUCCUCAGUCCCGUUGCGAUCGUCUUCCGAGACGCUUCAUAAUUUUUCAUAGCGGCCGUCUACAUCGCAGCUCAGUCCGUCUUAGUGUCUCCACUUGUGCGUACCGUGUUUUCACAUUCAGGCAGCCGCUUAAAUAGAAAACAAAGCUGAUUUUUUGUCAUCCAGUGCGCCAUAAAGUCGACACAUUUUUUCUAAUUUCGAAAAGAUUAAACGGGACAAAGUCGUUGACAUUUGAGAAAAAAAAAUUGCCCACCAUCAACCACCUCCCAAAAAAAUUUCUAUUCCGGAAAUCAACAGUGACAUUGACAGCAUAACAAUUCUUUUUUUUUUCGGUUAGAAAGAAAAAAAACAAAACACGCUCGCUUGCGUCGACAGUGGCAUUCACCUUUCGAUUUUUCUUUGAUUUGAUUUUCCAUUUUUUUUUUUUUUUGUGGGGAAGGGGUUCCCUUUCUGACGUUCAUCCGUCACAGAAAAAUCCCCGGUACUACCACACCUCCGGAUAUAAAUAUCUAAACGUAGAGAACUGACAUUUCCCCUAUAUCCUGUUCUCUGCCAUUUUUCAUUCAACAACGUCGCAUUUCUCCGAUCGACGAGGAUUCGAGUAUUUCUUUUCCUUAAUUUCAAGGAAUGAUGUUGAAGAUUAGAAGACGCUGGAAAAGAAGCUGACACACUCUCUGCAUGUUCUGGAACAAUUAGGAACUUGCUGGCCAGGCUCCGCGUUUUUUGUUUGCUCACGUAUUGCACCUCAUCAUUCCAACUUGGACGAACAUUACUCAAAAAAAACAAAAAAAAACACACACAGCUGAUAGCCAAAUAAAUAAAGAAAGGCAAACGAAAAGUUCUAGGAAACAUUUCGAAAGGAAACCUUGCAAUCCCUAACAACUCGUUGAAUUCAAUCGGCAAAAAUGGAUGUGUUCAAAAUCGAUCAGUCGAUGGGCGGAUUGGGAUCCGGUUCCAGGGAAUCCAGCCGGCAUCAUCAGGUGACAACCGAAGUCAGUUUUGACACGACGUCGGAUUUCAACCUGAGCUUCUUCGAUUCGUCGUCGACUCCGCCUACGCCUCCGCCGAACACAGUGUCCGCUUCUGGCGGAGGAGCCUCGUCUUCGUCUACAUCCUCAAACGGCGUUGUUCUUAAAGAGGAGUACGACGAACCUUCGCCUCCGCCACAGCAACAACAGGAUGGCGGUGUGUUUGAUGCUCUCGGUCCCGAUGGCAUGUUCAACAGCCCUCCGCCGACCACGCCGCCAUCGCCGGCCGGCAUCGAUUCCGGAUCGAACCUGAACGAUUCCGGCGUCAAAAUCAAAAGUGAAUUUGACGUGACCAACAGUUUCAACGGUGGCCAGCAACAGCAUCGUCAACUGCCACCACCUAGGCCGUCGCUCAACCUCUUCCCUCCACCAAAGGCCGGAAAUAAUCCUCCACCUACACCGCCCUCCACCCCGAUCACGCUCAAAAAUGAACCCGGUUUGUUGGGGUCGUCGUCGUCGGCCGAGUCUAACGGCGCCGGAAGCAGUAAAUCUUUCGUCCCGUGUAAAGUCUGCGGAGACAAAGCUUCCGGCUACCACUACGGAGUUACAUCGUGCGAAGGCUGUAAAGGCUUCUUCCGGCGGAGUAUUCAGAAACAGAUCGAGUACCGGUGCUUGCGCGAUGGCAAAUGCCUGGUCAUCCGGCUCAACCGCAACCGUUGCCAGUACUGUCGCUUCAAGAAAUGUUUGGCCGUCGGCAUGUCGCGAGACUCGGUACGCUAUGGUCGGGUACCGAAACGAUCGCGGGACCGCGGUGGAUCGACCAACGGCGACGAAUGCAGCGGCGGAGCGGGUAUCCGCAGUCCCGGCGGAUUUGCCGAUCCGUCAACACCAGACAGUUCCGAUAGUUGCGGUCUCGGCCAGCAGCAAAUGCAAAUUAGCACCAACAGCAACAGCAACAGUAAUGGCGGCAUCAGUCAGUCGCAACAACAGCAACUCCAUCAACAACAACAACAACAACUUCAACAACAAAGAGACCCAGAGAGCCGUCAGUUAGCCAUUUACGACACGAUCCUUACCGUGUCCCAAGCUCAUCACGCUCACUGCGCCUACACCGAGGAAAAGACCCGCAACAUAGUCCGCACUCCCAUACCAAUCGUGAUGGACGAAGGUGGGAACGCCAACGAUCCUACGGGAGGCAACGGCGCGGAUGAGGCCAGACGGAUAGCCACCUGGUCGGCGUUGGCCACGCACAUGACGCCGUCCAUCCAGCGCGUCGUCGAAUUCGCCAAACGUGUUCCAGGCUUCCCGGAAUUAAGUCAGGACGAUCAGCUGAUUCUCAUCAAAAUAGGAUUUUUUGAAGUGUGGCUGGGCCACGUUAGUCGGCUGAUCAAUAGCCAAGAAGGAACGUUAACAUUGGCCGAUGGUGUGACUCUGUCCAAACAACAGAUGGACACCAUUUUCGACGUUGACUUCAUCCAGGCCAUCAUGAGAUUCGCCGAAGGCUUAAACCAAAUGUCGAUGAAUGAUAGCGAAAUGGCUCUUUUCUCGGCCGCAGUUCUCCUAUCGCCCGACCGGCCCGUCAUCAACGACGCUAAAGGCAUUGGCCAGCAUCAAGAACGGAUUACGGACGCCCUUCGGUUACAGUUGUUGCGGAAUCACGCCAGCGAUCCGGGUCUGAUCAACGCCGUUCUUCAAAAGAUUGUCGAACUGAGGGCCAUCGGCCACCGCCACCAAUCGCAACUCGAUUGGUAUCGUCGUCGCUGGAGUUUGCUCGUCCAUCUGCCUCCACUUUUUGCCGAAAUGUUUGACAUUCCCCGCAGCGAAGAAGAUUUGGCCUGAAAAUAAUGGACGCCCCCCACGUUUAUCGCGUUUAUCAUCUUCCAUUUGAAAACGAAAAAUGAAGAGAAGGAAGAAUACUUUGGUUUCGUGUAGUUUUAAGGACUUGGAACGGUCCUCGUUAGGAUUAUGUAAGCGAAUCAAGUUUCUGCGCUCACACACCAUUUAAAAAAAAAAAAAGAUAUUUAACGUGGGUCGUUUUGUAAGACAUAUUUAAUGACAUUGAUUGCUUUACUUUUUAUAGCUGUGUGUGUACAUAUUUAUACCAUAUAUUAUUUUUUAUUGAUCAUGAUUGUUUUGUUUGGUGUUUUUGUUGUAUGAUUCUCAUCGAGUUCAAACCUUUCCGUCCCAUGUUUCUAUCUAAUUUGUUUUCAAAAGAAAUAUUUGUGGAAAGUGCCUUUUUUUUUCUUUCACGUUUCUCUCAACAGGUGAUUGCAUUAUUUGCAUAUGCGUUUUUUUGUGUUGUUUUUGCGUUUGUGCCCUUCUGGUUUCCUCACAUUUUACUAGGGAACAACGUGACGUUAUUCCCGAUAAUCUGUAUGCAUUUCUACCCAUCCCCCAAAUGUCCCAAAGAUUUGUUCAACCAACUCGAACGUUAGAAGAAGAAAAGAAAGGGAGAGAAGAAAAAAAAUCAUGAAUAAUGAAUCGAUGCUACUUUCAUAAUCUUUAUAUAUAUAUACACACACCUAUACAUAAAUAUAGAUUUCAAAAUAUUAUAUAUAGUGCUGUAAUACUGAUACCAUGAUCCCCACACAUUCACGUAUAUAAGCAACACACGCACUCACAACCCAGUUCGAUGUACGACGGUGAAAAACAAAAACAAUUAUGCUUGUUCUCUAUUUAAUUCUCUAUACAAAUUUUUUUUUU